AUGGCGAGCUCCGUACGAGCAUUGCCUCGGCGGCUGGGUCAGCUGGCCACCCAGACGCGCAUCACAAACUCUCGAUGCCGGCUGAACCAAUGGGCUGGCCGCCCGUAUGCUGUGAAGCCAGCUCCUGUCUGCAUCCGGACUUUCACCAAGACUGCAGCUUCGCCAGCAGAUGUGGAUGUCAAUGCAGUGCCGCACUCGGUUGAGGCUAUUCGGAGCUAUGCCGACCUCGACACCUUUGCUCGCCGUCAUAUCGGCCCUGAUGACAAGGAUACCAAGAAGAUGCUCCAGGCACUCUCUCCGCCAGUCAACUCGCUGGAAGCCUUUGUUGAGCAGGUUAUUCCGGCUGAUAUUCUCACAAGAAGCCAAAUGGAUCUCGACUUGCCUGGGGCCAACAGCGGCCCCAAGAAUGCGGCUCUUUCGGAAAAGGGCUUGGUCAAGGUUUUUGACGAAAUCGCCAAGAAGAACAAGCCAAUGCACAGUCUGAUCGGCUCCGGCUACUAUGAGACCAUUACGCCUCCUGUCAUCCAGAGAAAUGUGCUGGAAAGUCCGGCCUGGUACACCAGCUACACCCCUUACCAGCCCGAGAUCAGCCAAGGACGCCUCGAGUCCCUGGUCAACUUUCAAACCAUGGUGACUGAUCUCACCGCACUCCCCAUUGCCAAUGCAAGUCUUCUCGACGAAGGAACGGCAGCUGCCGAGGCCAUGACCCUUUCGAUGAAUGCCCUCCCUUCAUCGCGAGCCAAGAGAGCUGGCAAGACGUUUGUUGUCUCGCACCAAGUGCACUCCCAAACGCUCGCGGUCCUCCGCGGCCGAGCUGAUGGCUUUGGAAUCAACAUUGUGUCCAAGGAUAUUACUAGCGAGAACGCUGUUGCCGAAAUCGAAGCUCUUGGCGACGAUCUAGUCGGCGUCUUGGUUCAGUACCCAGACACCACGGGUGGUGUUCAAGACUUCCGGAAGCUGGCCGCCACCGUUCACAAGCAAGGCGCCCUCCUGAGUUGCGCAACCGAUCUGCUUGCUCUCACCGUGCUCACACCACCGGGAGAAUGGGGAGCCGAUAUUGCUUUUGGCAGCGCGCAGCGAUUUGGUGUGCCUCUCGGCUACGGUGGACCUCAUGCAGCCUUCUUUGCCGUGACGGAGAACCACAAGAGAAAGAUUCCAGGCAGACUUGUGGGCCUGUCCAAGGAUCGUCUCGGGGGCAAUGCUUACCGACUUGCUCUUCAGACUCGUGAGCAGCACAUUAGACGAGAAAAGGCCACAAGCAAUGUUUGCACCUCUCAAGCCUUGCUGGCCAAUAUGAGUGCCCUCUAUGCUGUGUACCACGGCCCCGAGGGUCUCACGGCCAUUGCAGAAAAGGUCAUUCGUGGCGCUCGUGUCAUCUCGCAUCUCGCUGAGAAGGCCGGCUUCAAAAUUGCCAACUCCAACCUUGGCGCCGAGGGAAGUGUCUUGUUUGACACUGUUACGGUUGAUGUUGGCUCGGCUGAGAAGAAAAAGGAGAUUCUCGAUAUUGCCGAACAGCAAGGGCUAUUUAUUGGCAACUCCAAGGAAGCCACCCUGCUCUCCUUUAGCGUCGGUGAAUCUUCCGACACCGAUGUGCUCAAGAACGUGGCCCGAGUCUUCCUUCAGUCAGGAGAGUCGGUCAAGGUGACAGAAGAGAAACUGCAAGCCGAGGUCGAUGAGGCUCUCGCCAAGCAGGGUACAGACUUGGGGAUCCCCGAAACCUUUCGGAGGACGAGCAGUUUCCUCACCCACCCAGUCUUCAACACACACCAUUCGGAGACGGAACUCUUGCGAUAUAUCCACCAUCUGCAAUCAAAGGAUCUCUCUUUGGUACACUCCAUGAUCCCGCUUGGCUCAUGUACCAUGAAGCUCAACGGCACUACUGAAAUGUCCUUGAUCACCGACAAGCAGAUGGGUUCUCUGCACCCCAUGGCUCCGCCAAGCGCCAGCAAGGGAUACCAGCACCUCUUUACCUGGUUCUGCAACCAGCUCGCCAACAUCACCGGCAUGGAGGGUGUCUCUCUCCAACCCAACUCGGGAGCCCAGGGUGAAUUCGCCGGCCUACGUGCCAUCAGGGAGUACCAAAAGGUGCACGGCAAGGGAGACAAGAAGAGGGACAUUUGUCUGAUUCCAGUCUCUGCACACGGCACAAACCCGGCCUCGGCUGCCAUGGCAGGCAUGCGUGUUGUUCCCGUCAAGUGCGACACCAAGACGGGUAACCUUGACAUUGCCGACCUGGAAGCCAAGUGCAAGCAGUAUCAGGACGAGCUCGGCGCCAUCAUGGUCACAUAUCCCAGCACGUAUGGAGUCUUUGAGCCUGAGAUCAAAAAGGUCUGCAGCCUCGUCCACGAGUACGGUGGCCAGGUUUACAUGGACGGUGCCAAUAUGAAUGCCCAGAUUGGUCUCUGCUCCCCUGGAGAAAUUGGCGCCGAUGUGUGCCAUCUCAACCUGCACAAGACAUUUUGCAUUCCUCACGGUGGUGGUGGUCCUGGAGUCGGACCCAUCUGCGUCAAGCAGCACUUGACACCCCAUCUCCCCCGAGACCCUUACAACGCAAACCCGGCCGAGGGCACGCCAGCAAACCAUCCCGUCAGCAGUGCACCAUUUGGUAGCGCAAGCAUAAACCUGAUCAGCUGGGCCUACAAUACAUUGAUGGGUCCCGAUGGUCUUGCUCAUGCCACCAAGAUUGGCCUGCUCAAUGCCAACUACCUCUUGUCUCGCCUCAAGCCUCACUACCAGAUUCUCUACACCAACGACCAAGGACGCUGCGCUCACGAGUUCAUCCUCGACGUUCGUCCUUUCAGCAAGUCUGCUGGUGUCGAGGCCAUUGACAUUGCCAAGCGUCUCCAAGAUUAUGGCUUCCACGCCCCAACCAUGAGCUGGCCUGUCGCUGGUACACUCAUGAUUGAGCCGACCGAGUCCGAGUCUCUGGAGGAGCUUGAUCGUUUCGUCGAUGCCCUGGUGUCUAUUCGCAAAGAGAUUGCCGAGAUUGAGGAGGGCAAGGCACCGCGGGAUAUCAACGUCCUGAAACUGGCACCACACCCGAUGAAGGACUUGAUCGACGGCGACGGCGACGGCAAGUGGGAGAGAAGCUACUCUAGAAGCAAGGCCGCCUACCCCUUACCCUGGCUGCGGGAGAAGAAGUUCUGGCCGAGUGUGGCUAGAAUUGAUGACGCCUUUGGUGACAUGAACUUGUUCUGUACUUGCCCUCCGGUGGAAGACACGACACAGCAGUAA
Pestalotiopsis fici W106-1 is the source of this 3234-nucleotide messenger RNA. RefSeq lists its product as uncharacterized. NCBI's taxonomy places the organism in Eukaryota, Fungi, Ascomycota, Sordariomycetes, Amphisphaeriales, Sporocadaceae. The transcript is spliced from 2 exons. Gene Ontology annotation, molecular function: glycine binding; pyridoxal phosphate binding; glycine dehydrogenase (decarboxylating) activity. Gene Ontology annotation, cellular component: mitochondrion; glycine cleavage complex. Gene Ontology annotation, biological process: glycine decarboxylation via glycine cleavage system. The record is from RefSeq and is a predicted model, not a curated record. The coding region runs from base 1 to 3234 and encodes 1077 amino acids.